Messenger RNA from Fonsecaea pedrosoi CBS 271.37, 1246 nucleotides. RefSeq lists its product as uncharacterized. Lineage: Eukaryota; Fungi; Ascomycota; Eurotiomycetes; Chaetothyriales; Herpotrichiellaceae. The transcript is spliced from 3 exons. The annotation marks the transcript as partial. The record is from RefSeq and is a predicted model, not a curated record.
AUGUUCGAAGUUAAUCUUACCGUCGGAGAAGUCGCAGGUCUUAUCUCUGGGUGCAUCUCACUGCUCCACAUAUUGAUCCCCCUGCUCUUUGCGUUUGUCUUGGUCGGCAUCGUCCGCGACCGCUCCUUCGACGCCGUCACAUGGUCCUCGAUCAGCCAUCUCCUCCAGAGUUCGUGGUGGCCGCUGCUGUUGCAGAGCGAUGGCGCCGCAGGCAACUUUACGGGCAAAAUGGUCCGCUGGCGCGUGUUUGGCAUCUCCCUAACCGUGACUCUGGCGACCGUGUGUCUUGUCGUCGCAAACUUUCUCACCCCGAAGCCGCUCUUGGAGAGGAUCAAUCCGUCUCGCGGGCUGCAUGACGUCGAGUUCUUUUACGUCCCAGACCCCUCGUACUACGGCAUGGCGACCCUGGACCGACAGGGCGUCAAUAGACGGUGCGGCUGGCAGAAAUGGAUGGACUGCCCGCACUCCAUCUACGACGACCCGGCGGUCAGGAACCGAUACCCCAACCACACGGUGAUCAACUCGACGAUUCCCGACGUGACGCGAGAUCUCUUCACCAGCGGGACCAAGAUCGGCACCGUCGCCAACCUUCUCGACAUCGAGUUCCGCGCCUACAACCUCGUCAACAACUGGUACGUGGACAACAACGCCAGCCGGGCGGUGGGGCGUCUCGAGGUGCUCCCGUCCAUGAUCCUCAACGAGGGCUACCACCUGGUGAACGGGCUGAUCAUCGACGCGUUCAGCGGCGGCGUCGGCAUCCGCAACCACACCGUGCCCGGCGGGCUCGAGCUCGGCGCGACCUGGACGGAGGACAUUCUCUGGAUCGUCCCGGAGACGCGGUGCACCAACACGAACCUGAGCCUGCACUUCUCCGUCAACGCCAACGCCUCCAACUCCAUGUCUGGCGACGACGGCUUUUUACGGGACGACGGCGGUUUCGCCGACAUUCCCGCCUCGAUCCCCUCGCCGCGCUGGAACGACCCGGACGACAAGUGGAAGGACGUCGGGGCCACGCCGCAGCUGAAGCGCAGCGCCGACAUUCUCGCCUGGUGGAACAACCAGUUCGUCGUGCAGGUGCUCAACAUCACCACCUCGGAACGCGGGGACGUGUACGCCGGCCAAUUCAACACGUUUGGCUAUCUCAGCGAGCCCGGUGCCAUCAAGAUCAGUAGCAUGGACGGCAUGUUCCUCGACGACAUUUAUUACAAGAGGCAGGCGACGCUGGAGUCCAAGUUUAAAGAUUACG